Aplysia californica (California sea hare) is the source of this 6032-nucleotide messenger RNA. RefSeq names its product UNC93-like protein MFSD11. NCBI's taxonomy places the organism in Eukaryota, Metazoa, Mollusca, Gastropoda, Aplysiida, Aplysiidae. Bases 14 to 1432 code for a protein of 472 amino acids. The record is from RefSeq and is a predicted model, not a curated record. The transcript has 14 exons.
GGACAUUGAGCGCAUGCGUAACUUUUCCGUAAAUUUACGAGCUCAAACGAAAAGUGUCGAGAAAAAGUCAUGUGAUAUUUUAUUGUACAAGAUGGCGAUCCACUGUUGUGAAUUUCGUUUGUUCAACAUUGUUAUUUUGGGCGUUUCUUUUAUGCUCAUAUUUACUGCCUUUCAGACAUGUUCAAUGGUCGAGAAAACUGUCUUGGACAGUGUGGAAAAGAAUAAUGGCACGGCAGGGAAUGCGUACACAAGCUUGGGUAUCUUGUAUGCAGUCUUCUCAGUCUCCAACUGGGCUGCCCCGUCGUUUGUGGCCUUUACAGGGCCCAAAAUAGCCAUGUUCAUUGGGUCCCUCAUGUAUUUUCUGUUUGUCCUGCAAUUUCUCAAGCCAAUGGUUUGGGCUCUGUAUCUGGGAUCAGUGCUGGUUGGAUUUGGAGCUGCGAUAUUAUGGACAGGCCAAGGCAAUUUUCUGACUAUUAACUCUGACUCUGAGACUGUGUCUCGAAACAGCGGGAUUUUCUGGGCUUUGCUACAAUGCAGUCUGUUGUUUGGGAACAUGUACAGCUACUUUGUGUUUCAAGGAGCGACAGUGAUCAGCAGCGAACAACGUACCAAGCUGUUCAUUGCGCUCAGCGCUGCAGGUCUGCUAGGCUGUCUUUGUUUACUGCUGCUCAGGAAACGGAGAGUUGAGGUCACAGAGGAGAAUGCACUCAGUCUGAAUGCUAGUUCCACCCAUGCCCCAGAUAUGCCCCUGACUGCCCUAAAGAGAGCCUUCCAGCUGCUCAAGACCAGAGAGAUGCUCUUGCUGUGUUUCGCCUUUGCCUACACAGGUCUUGAACUGACAUUCUUCAGUGGUGUCUAUGGCGCCAGCAUUUCUCACACCGAAAGUUUUGGCAACAGUGCUAACGGAUUGCUGGGGAUCUCCGGUAUAUUCAUUGGUGUGGGUGAAAUUCUAGGUGGUGCUCUCUUUGGCUUGGCAGGCAAGAGGACAAAUGUUUAUGGCCGAGACCCUAUUAUAAUGCUGGGUUACGUGGCCCACAUGACAGCGUUCUACCUCAUUUUCCUGAAUCUGCCAGAUAAUUCGCCUAUUGAGGAUAGCUUGCAUUCCACUUACAUCACACCCAACAAAUAUGUGGCAAUUCUGUGCAGCUUUUUACUUGGAUUUGGAGACAGCAGUUUCAAUACUCAGAUUUACUCACUGGUGGGCUUCAUGUUCCAAGAGGACAGCUCCCCGGCCUUUGCUUUGUUCAAAUUUGUUCAGUCUGUGGCUGCUGCUGGUGCCUUCUACUACAGCAACGUGCUCCUACUGCAGUGGCAGCUGCUCAUCCUGGUGCUGAUGGGGUCAGUGGGUGCAUUGAGCUUCUGCUGCGUCGAAUGGAUGAGCACACGGGCCAGUCGCUCCGGCUACCAGACCAUCGGACUAGACGACCAAUAGAUAAAUGAGGAUGACCAAAUACCUGGUGCCCCUGACAAUUCCGGGGAAUGAUGAGAUACAAGUCGUCCGAGCUAGAUGGAAGGCAUGGAGCAUGGUGUGGGUGUAAUACUCUUGUGAAUCCCCCUGAUCAAGUCUUCCUUCGAAUAAAUCAUAGGAACACAAUGCGCACACGCAUGCACACAUACACACACCAUUACUCGUCUGCAUAUAUACACAAAGUCCUAGGUAUAUGAACAAAACUUUCAUUAUUCACACUGACGACUAAAAACGAUCAUAUCUGAGUAUGUUAACCGUCCUGCCCAACUGUGUUUCAAGUAGGCCAACUGGUUUUUUUUUUUAAAAACGUCUCUUCGUUCGUUUUUUAAAAACAUGUUUCAGUGUGCACAGAAUAGGUGCUUACUUACUGAGUCUUUGGUUGUUUUUUUUUUUUUUUUUUGCUGUGAUGAGAAAUGCUAGAGAAAUUUUUAUUCAAAUCAUAAUUUUAGCGUUAUCCUCCUGCCUCUUUACUGUUACCCUAUUGGGUUAUUUUUGCCUCUCUGCUGCUGGCAAUUUUGUGCAAGAUAGCAAUAUCUGUGUGGUUGCCUGAAAAAACUAUGGAGAAGGCACACAGCGUUGAACCAAAUACUGCCCUAAAAUGAUUAAAAUGCUGAAUUAAAAGAAAAUUUGAAACUUUCUUAUCUUUUUUUUUCUUUCAAUUAUUUUUCUGUCUGAAAAUUAUAAUAAUGAUGCUUAAAUUACCCCAAAAAAUGUGUAGGUGGCUUUUUUCUGUGGAACCCUUCUAAAUCCAUGACUUGUGAAAUCAGGGAAAUUACACAGUUGAGUCUAAUUAAACUGAUAUCUCCAGGUCUAUCAGAUUUUCAUGGGUUCAGCAGAGUUUUUUGUUUAGCGAGGUUGCACAAAUAGAAGUUUAAGACAAAAUAAUCAGGGAUUUUCUUUUCUUUUGGAUUACUGCUAUUUUCGGAUUAACUGUUCGAUUUAAGCAGACUCCAGUGCAAAUAUUCUCGUCCAGAACAGUUAUUGGUUGUCUUUCACAAGCUCUGAUUGUUUCCCAUUGGCAAGUGUUAGUUUAUAAUGGGAAAAAAAUGACAAUGCACCUGGUUUUCCCCUAGGCCACAACACACAUAAUGUGUUGAUUCAUUUCAUCUGAUAGUACUGGAAAGCUCUUGAUACACUUCUUGGAAGCAAAAGUGGGAACCCUAAUUGAAGACAAAGUAGAAUGAAAACAUAGCUAUAAAUGUCAACCAAUUAUAUGAUGGUUAUUAGUUAUACAAUUCAUAAUGAUGCAAGUUCUGCUUUCUUUUGUUCUAGUUAUAUAGUAUUUUAGGCAUAAAUAAAUUAAAAAAACAACCCAUGAUAUCAUGCUUAUACUUUGAGGGAUAGGCCAAUAUGUUGUUUUAGUCAAUUUGUGGUUAUAUAACUGAAUAGCAAGAUGUAGUUGGGACAUACUGUUUUUUAUGAGAACUAAAUAGUGCUUUUACAGGUUUUGUUCACAGAUAUUUAGUUUCAUAAGCUUUGCCAUUGUUGUUGAUUUUGAUUCUGAUCCCUUGAUGUGGGAAAAUGAUUUGAAUCAAUGUUGUCUUAUGUCUUAAUUGGAGCUAGUGUGAUAUAUAUUAUAUAUCUUUAUUAUAUACAUACUGGACAGAACGUCAAAAGACUCAACACCAAUGUUUUCUUAUAGACAUUGACUUAUCAACAUUCUUAAGACGUUUUUGCGUGCAAUUUGUACAGAUUGUGUGUGAACAUGUUAAUCAAGAUAUUAAUGAUGGUUCAGUGAUGAGCAUACGUGAAAUGAGAAAAUGUUCAGAAGAAUGCUACCAUGCUCUGAAUUUUCUUUGCCACAACUGAACUCCUUUGUAAAGUCUAGGCUGGCUAGGAAAUUUUGUCAAGUGAUCAAUGGUUUUAUUUUUAUAAAGAACUUGUGAGGCUUUUAAAGUUUCCUUGCAGGAAAUUACAAGUAGUUUUUUUAAAAGUGUGAACAUACAUUUAACAUUUAGAACAAAAAGUACAAGCCUGUCUUUCAAUUUCCGGUCCGGAUGUAUAAUGCUUGGAAGGUUGAGGUUUUGAGAUUGGUGAGUGUAAAUGUGCAUGUCAUAGUCAGCAAUGACACGGAUGUACACAAAAUGUGCAGCAUUCUGUAGAAUGCUUAAGCAUUAGAUGUUAUUUUUAGAUUUUUGUCAAUAGUGUUCUUAUCCUUCACUUAUGCACAAGACUGUUUUUUCUUCACAAUUCUCAGCAUAUUUGUAUAUAUGACUGAUUUAUUUCUGUGUAACUUUUUGCCCACACUCCUAGUCAGUUGUGAGUCGAGACAAAGGGUUUGUAUAAUCUCAGCUAGUGGACAUUAAGCUCAAGCUCACUGUGACCGACGUAGACAACAGCAUGUUACAGUUCCUUCUGAACCUGUAGCAAGGAGAAGUAAGAAGUUGCUACAGACCAAAAUAAAAGAUGUUUUUUCUUCUUCUCUAGUCUCAGGCAAAAAACAUUUUCCUUGAUGUGUGACAAAGGGUACCACUUUCUUUCUCAAGAUGACAAAGUAUAUGGUAUAUAUAUCUCCUUCCUUUUUAUAUCAUUUUUUAAAACCAGUUAUACAUUCCUAUAUCUAUUCUGAUUUUGCAUAUGUGAUUAAAUAUACAGUUUGUUUCUGUGUAGGUUGAGUUCGAUAUUGCUUCUCUGUUUGACAAAAUGUUGCUUUUUUUAAACCAAAGAUUGAAAGGAUUGGGCUGAAAUAUUUUUUUUUCUGGGUUCUUUUGGAAUUUGGGUUUGGGUCUCCAGCUUUAAAAAGUCGUGAAUGUUGCUUGCCAAAGAUCACCACAAGGGAAAAGGUUUGAACUACAAUUGGGUGUCACUUGAACUCUAUGAUCAACAGCAUACAGUUUAUGACUUUUAAAUGAGAAGUUCUGUUUGAGCUGUGGCAUAUCUUUCUCGUAAUCAAUCCCUCCUCUCCACCUCCCUUAUUGUUUUCUUACACAAAAUUUAAAAAAAUGCAUUUUCACCAUGUGACUGUUAUAUAUAUGAGUCAUUCUCUUUCCAUCAAAUUAUUUGCUUUUCUAAUUGAAAUGCAAUCAGUACUGAAUUGUUUUUCCUCCUUUUUUUUCGUUUGAGAAGAUUAUUAGGUUUGACACUUGUAUAGAAAAGUUGAUCAUUCUUUAGUCAUCAACUGGUGGUAAUACCCUUAUCAUGGUAUACUGUACAGUUCACUUAUGAGUUAGCAUAAUUUUUUCCCCAACUAAAAUGAAGUGCAAGCAAGCAUCAUUCAUGUUUAUACGCACAUAAUCUUAAUUCUAAAUGCCUGGUACUAAAAAGGAUAAUAUGUCAUUGUGAUGAUGUACAAGGCUAGGCUCUUAUCCACAUUUUUAACCAAUUGAUUUAAAAUACAAGUUAGAAUUAGAAUGUUUGCUAGUAGAAGGUAAUUGCACUUUAUUACAUUUAUUUUGGGCAUCCUUUGAGGGUCCCUUUAGUUUUAAUUUUUUUGACAGGGCCCUGUUAAAGUUUAUUUCGUGAAGUUGUGGACUUUGGUCAAUUUUCUCUCAAAUAUAAAGUCUUUGAUAGUCUGUUAAUUUGAACAGCCCGGUUUCGUAAUCAUUUUCAAGUGGUGUUGUUUGACAUGGGUAGAAGAGAAAGGCCUCUGGAAUUACUUUAACUUAAACUUUCAAACUGUCCGUUUUUAUGGUUAUAUGACUUUAUUAAUGCAAUCUGCAGAGGGUUUAAAAAAAUAAAUUUUCUAAGUGAAAAUACAGAGAUACACUUUUCAAUCGAAAAUUUAUCAAAGUUUAAAAACUCCUUUGAAACUCUUAUACUUGGGAUACAUUUAUCACACUUGUAACCGAUGACAUACAUAUAGCAAAUAGUGUAAAACGCGUCGAGCUUGCUCUUGAGUGGGGGUAUGCGCUAUACAAAUGCUAUUUAUUAUUGACAUGAACAAACUUUCUUGAUGAAAAUGCAGGGCUAACAUGUGUCAUAUUUUAAAACACUUAGGAUUUUCUGAAUUGGGGAGGAAAACACUCAACUGGUAAGGCUGUUCAUGAUGAUACUCUUGUCUUAACCCCCCUCUACUGACUGAAUGGAGGCGUAUGGUAUUAAAAUAAGAAUUAAGAUUUUUUUCUUUGUACUGGCUUUCCUUUUAAUAACCUUUUUGGUCAUUUCUAUAUUGAAAAAGCAUCAUCUUAUUCAAAUUUUUCUUCUGAAUGAUUUGCUGUGGAUGAAGGAAAUGAGGAACUCCAGUCAUGCUCCUAUUUUGAGAAUGGCUCAUACAUAUUAUAUUAUUAUAUACACAGACUCACAUAAGCGCAUUUGUAUAAUUUGGCCAUAAGAGAUAUAUAUCUAUAUAUAAUAUAAUAUUACAUGUAUAUAUUAUAUGUGUGUGUGUGUGUGUGUGUGUGUGUGUUUAUAUUAUAUAAUCUGGACAUGUGCAAGUUGAUAUUACUGUACUGUUGAACUUUUUAUUGAAGAGGAAAAUGUUGAAUUGAUGCAAUCAUUGUGAAAAUCAUUACUGAAAGUGGGAUUUUUGUGGUAGUCAUUUUUUACAAUUGCUGAAGCAACAUUAUUCAGCAUCACCAUGAUUUUUUAUACUUGUAAAUAAAGGACUCACCUGGUUUGUCAAUGA